Molecule: messenger RNA, 908 nt
Organism: Anopheles coustani
Lineage: Eukaryota; Metazoa; Arthropoda; Insecta; Diptera; Culicidae
Product: peptidoglycan-recognition protein SB2-like
Exons: 3
Coding region: 31-870 (279 amino acids)
Biological process (GO): peptidoglycan catabolic process
Molecular function (GO): N-acetylmuramoyl-L-alanine amidase activity; zinc ion binding
Source: RefSeq, a predicted model, not a curated record
GAGCAGGCCGGUGCUAACUGUUUCGCCCUCAUGCUCUCUACAGCGCGCACCGUUGCAGCCAGCAACUCGAGCCGUUUGAAUUCACCCGUCGCCUGGGCCCGGAAGUCCGAUUACUACGAUGUGGAGGCUGGCAGCAGUUCGGGUGAAAGCGAGCGCACCCCGCUUCUGUUCGGUUCCAGCGUGCAGGGACGCAGGUUGCACCGUCCAACCCCGAAGCAACUAGUCGAUCCGCACAAGAUACAUCCGGUGGCAUUGAUGUUGAUGCUGGCGCUGUUGGGGUUCCUGCUGCUCGGAGUGGCGAUCGGUGUCUAUUUGUUGGUGCUGCAAAUCGAACGUCCUUGGCCCGUUUCGCAUCCGUUCUUCCUGGUCGAAAGGCCCGCCUGGUGGCAGUAUCCGGAAGCUCUACAGUCCACCACCCUCGAUCGGGUAGGGGUGACGGAUGUGAUCGUGCUGCACACGCGCACAGAAUCCUGCGCUAACCAGACGGAUUGCCUACGCUUUCUCCAGCAAGCCGAGGCCACCAGCUGGGCGGAACGGAAGGAUCACAUCCCGUAUAACUUUCUCAUCGGUGGUGAUGGCGUGACGUACGAAGGUCGUGGAUGGAAGACACAGCACGGUUUCGAAGAGCUUCCCGGACGAAACCAUAGCCUCGUGGUGGCCAUGAUUGGAAACUUUACCGAUCGUCAACCGACGGCAGCACAGUACGCCGAACUGAAGGCGUUCCUGACGGAAUCGAUUCGUCGGUUCUAUCUUUCGGCCCAGUAUCGGUUGCAGGGAGCCGUUAACGAAACACUCAACACGAACGACGGAUCGGCGCUGUAUGGUCAAUUGCAGCGAUGGCCCCACUGGAGGGGACUUCUAAGAGUGUAGAGCACAGUCACAAAACCAUCAUGAAAGACUACUAGAAU